UGAUUUCUAAAACCUUCAACCAACCCAAAGCCCAAGAUGCAAUAUUGGGGACGCAACACGUUAUGUCUCUUCUCUGUCAGCUUCCUCUGCCAUGCUAAGGGUUUAGCGACCCCAGACCAUUGCGGAAAAGCUUGUCGACAAACAUUUCGGACUCUCCGAUUUGCCGAUGCCCCUCCGGGUGUUUUCUUCACGGUGCAGGAAUGCACCAGUCUCAUUUAUCAGACUUCGCUUCAUCUUUGCUGGGAAAUACAUUGCGCUGAGGAUGUUUGGCGGGCGGAGACAGCCUCAAUGAACCUGACCUGUCACGAUAGCAGCGGUUCUGAUCUUCUACCACAUAGCAUCAUCAACAAUCUUACAGAUCACGACAUCGAGACUAUCACAAGAUUCAAUGCCACAAGCCCGGAUCGAUCCCAUGUGUAUGGAGCUUUGAUGCUUCCAUCGCAGUCAUACUAUGAUCUAUGGGUCAGAACGCUGGACACUCAUGAUUACAUAUGGGACUACCACAACUAUUACGGCUGGGCCAUGGGGAUAUUCUGGGCGUUGGUAGUCGGAGUAGGUAUCACGAACCGGGCCCUGGGGCAAUCGUUCUCCAGUCCAGGUCGAAGGACGUCUUGGGUAAAGCGUCAUAUCCUUCUACCCGCAACUCUUGGCAGACGCUGUGUACAAGACUAUGGGGGCUGGGGUACCCUGCCUCCCAGGAUACAGACAUUAACCCUGAUUCUUUUCGUGGUCCUCAACAUAGCAUGUACUAUACACGGAUACGAGAUAUUUGAAGGUUAUGGCUACUAUCCUUCUAUCUGGACACAAGUACUGCGACACGUAUCUGAUCGAACUGGGAUACUCUCCUUCGCUAACUUUCCAUUGAUAUGGCUGUUCGGAAUGAGGAAUAAUCUCGUUAUCUGGUUAACAGGAUGGGAUUUCAAGACUUAUAACAACUUCCAUCGAUGGGUUGGCCGAAUCGCUACAGUACAGGCUGUGAUACACUCAAUCGGAUAUACUAUAAUAAUUCUGCAACGUGGUGGGUGGAAGUACUUUUGUCAAAUAUGGGCAUUCACCUUUUGGUGGACUGGGGAGCUUGCCACAAUAUUCAUCUGUCUGCUAGUGGCAUUAUCGAUGUUUUGUGUACGGCGUGGAAAUUAUGAAUUCUUUCUCCUCACGCACAUCAUUUUAUCAGUUUGGAUCCUCGUCACUAUGCUCGGACACGUGUCGAUAUUUAGUGGUGCCUAUGAUCCUCUUGUGUGGGUUCCAGCACUAAUUUGGCUCCUUGAUCGGGUCAUUCGUGGCAUGCGCAUCAUGGCCUUUAACCCGAAAUUCUGGGACACCAAGGCUCUCAUCACUUACAACGAAGACGCACACAUGAUCCGUGUGACAGUUCCGACCUGUUCAAGUCUCUACAGUAUUGAGCCAGGCACAUUCUACUAUAUCAUGGUGCUCAAUCAACGGAACUUUUGGGAAAGCCAUCCUUUCACAGUAGCGACUAUCUCGGGAUCCGGUCGAUGCGACACAGAUACUUUAGAAGAAGACGCACCGCUGCUGAACCAUGGAUCCUCUGGUGAAGUGGGACCUGCAUCCGGGAAGUCCCAACGAGAAAUGACCUUCUUGAUUCGGCCAUAUGAUAGCUUCACUUCGCGACUAAGGGCGUAUGCCGAAGAAGAACGACCGAAACCGGCGACGGCCCGUGUGGCUAUUGACGGCCCGUACGGAAAGACUCUGCCUCUUCAACGCUUCGAAAAAGCUCUAUUCAUCGUCGGUGGAAGCGGAAUAGCGGUCCCAUUGUCAUAUCUUCACAAACUCACGACACUCUCGAGCAAGCCAUCAAGGAUUGAAGUACACUGGGCUGUGCGACAGUCAGCCUUCGCCGUUGAUGUUCUGAACACUGACUUGAGUGAUAUUCUUGGUAACGAUCGGGUAGAGAUUAACAUCUAUCUGACAGCCGGCGAUGUUGAUGGCAGAAUAGCAUGCGAUGAAACCAUAUACCGACUCGCGGAAUGGAGGUCCAAGCGAUUGAACGUCGAAGAGAUUAUUGACGGAGCAUUGGAGGAUGACUAUGAAGGAAGCAUCGCAGUAGUCACAAGCGGCCCUGCCAAGAUGGCCGAUGAAAGCAGAUGCGUGGUGGCGGCAAGGACAGUGCCAUCUUUGCCGCCUAUUGAGUAUUUUGAGGAAAGCUUCCAGUGGUGAUAAGUUUAAUAUUCAGACACCUUACAGCGACACAACUUGACGAUCUGAAGAAUUAUAUAAGUAUAACUAAGAACCUAGUAACUCAGAACACCAGUUCCUUCUAAUGUCUUGGCCUGGCUUGAACAGUUGGUCUUGUCUCAAUGGGCUCUUGCUCCACUACGACCUCUUACAGCCACUUUGAGGGCAUUGCCUGUUCUGAUUCUAUCUAUCAUAUCUACAUUUUCCAGA
Molecule: messenger RNA, 2406 nt
Organism: Fusarium verticillioides 7600
Lineage: Eukaryota; Fungi; Ascomycota; Sordariomycetes; Hypocreales; Nectriaceae
Exons: 6
Coding region: 37-2178 (713 amino acids)
Biological process (GO): iron ion transport; copper ion import; intracellular iron ion homeostasis
Cellular component (GO): plasma membrane
Molecular function (GO): ferric-chelate reductase activity
Source: RefSeq, a predicted model, not a curated record